Periophthalmus magnuspinnatus is the source of this 1864-nucleotide messenger RNA. It is a transcript of the gene gask1a, whose product is annotated as golgi associated kinase 1A. Lineage: Eukaryota; Metazoa; Chordata; Actinopteri; Gobiiformes; Gobiidae. Bases 145 to 1815 code for a protein of 556 amino acids. The record is from RefSeq and is a predicted model, not a curated record. The transcript has 6 exons. Gene Ontology annotation, cellular component: Golgi apparatus.
GAGGAGUCCUGGCCUCGCAGACCCUGCUCUGCACAUACACAUCUGUGCUCACAGGCCUGGCGGGUGUGGUCCAAAUUGUUCAGUGGUUACAAAUGGGUCCUCCUCCUCUCGCCGCUAUUCCUGCUAUUUCUCACCAUUUUCAUCAUGGCCUUAACGCUACCUCCACCUGCUCCCCAUCCUGACGUGGACCGCUGGCCUUCCCGCGCCUUAAGCUCCGCCCACGAGUUCAAGUCUCGACCUAGGACUUCGGAGCCACUUCCUGGUCCUGUUUUACACCAACCAAUCAGCUUCAAAGUUCUUCCAAACAACAAAGCCUGGGAAAGUGAUCACGGGAAGAUGAAAAACUCUAAAAAUGUUGCAGAUGGCAAAAACAUAUUUAGAAGCCACGUGUCCAAAAAUAAGGAGAAGAAUGAAAAGGAGACAGGAGGCAGUGCCAGGCAGACAACCAGUCAUGCCAAUCCACAAAUACCACAGUUUACAGGCAACAGCAAAAGACCGAAACCUAGAAUUAAGCCAGGCAACCACAGUAGAGAGUCGUAUAUACAAGUGGAAGGGGGAAAAUCUGGAGCAGGUCAUGUCCUUUCUAUGAGAGAUGGUGAUAUAAAAACAAUACUCGAAAAGGCUGAUAGUGCAAUGCAAGCAAAACAUAAGGACUAUGGAAUGUCAGAUUUCAAAAGGCACAAUACAAUGCCUGCAGAUGCUGUGUCAGUAGUGCAUCCAAAGACUAUGGAGAAACUAGGUAAAGAUAGUAUUAAAUGUCCAAAUUUUAAACCAGAGAGCAUUCCAGGUGGUGAUGAUAGAAGUAUCAGGGUGAGCAGAGACAGGAGGGAGGUACCCUGGUUCAGUGAAGAUGACAUCCAGAAGCUGAAGCUGCUCGCUGGAGGAGAGCCAGUGACCAAGGCCAGGGUCCCAGCGCACGGACAGGUUCUGCAGGUGGCUCUGGAGAUGCCUGGACAAAAACAGGCACUGGGGAAUGGAGUGCCUGAGGACUCCCCCGCCAUGACCCAUACCAAUCACUGCCACAGGGGGCAGUGUUCUUUGGUCAAACGCACAGACGACUGGUUUGAAGUCUUUGCCUUCCACUUGGACCGGGUUUUGGGACUAAACCGAAGCCUCCCUGCUGUACUGAGGUCAUUCCACAGUGAGAUUCUGCCCUACAGAUACAUCAGAGGGGGGCCCAGACCAGUGGUGUGGUGGGACCCUGACAUACAACACUUGGAGGACAGUAACAACGACCAAAACUCUGUCCCACUGAGCUAUGAUCAAUAUCAGAAGAUGUUGAAGGCUCGAUGUGGGAUAAAGACUGGUCUGAAUGAAGAGCCCUGUGUUGAGGUGAAUCACUCAGAGUGGAGCAGGCUGGCACUGUUCGACUUCCUACUGCAGGUGAAUGACCGCUUGGACCGAUACUGCUGUGGUUUUAAGCCUGACCCCUCAGACCUGUGUGUGGAGAACAGGCUUAACUCGAGAUGUGGCAACACCAGAGAUCUGCAGCUGGUUCACAUCCUGGUGAGGAGAGCCAACCCAUCCAGACUGGUUUUCAUAGACAACGCUGGUCGCCCUCUGCAGCCUGCGGACAACCUCAACUUUCGACUGCUCCAUGGCAUUGACCAAUUUCCAGAGCGGGCUGUAUCUGUGCUGCAGUCAGGCUGUCUAGAGUCUCUUCUUUUGCGCUCCCUUUACACCGACAAAGAAUUCUGGGAUAGCCGCAGAGGAGCCAGAGGUCUGAGGGCUCUGAUCCAGGCUGUGGAGCGGAGAGGGCAGAUACUACUACAACACAUCAGGGACAAGCACCUGCCCCUGUGGACGGACCUGUGAGCUGAGAGACGGCAAUCAAUGUGUGGAGGAUACGAUAUGAUACAAUAAC